Molecule: messenger RNA, 1259 nt
Organism: Prunus dulcis (almond)
Lineage: Eukaryota; Viridiplantae; Streptophyta; Magnoliopsida; Rosales; Rosaceae
Product: protein SODIUM POTASSIUM ROOT DEFECTIVE 2
Exons: 3
Coding region: 611-1018 (135 amino acids)
Molecular function (GO): metal ion binding
Source: RefSeq, a predicted model, not a curated record
UCAUCACAUGUCAUAAAAGUGUGAUGUUGCUACUUCCUCCAUUGGUCACUGUGAGCUUUUCUUUUUCCUCCUUCCUUCCCCCCCUUCUUUAGCAGAAUUGUCACAUGAGAGCGCUCACUUGCAGUAUACUGCUUCAUCUCACAUGAACUUUCUCAUUCAGACUUUUGGAGAAUUUAUUGUUUAGGAGUUUGUCACAUGACAAAAUCUAGUUGGGGUUUUGUUUUUGGUCUAGGAAGUGGUUACAGUUAAAAGUAGUGUUUUUCUGGGUUCCUGGAUCCCCUUCUAAAUUUUUUUGACCAGCUGCGUUAUAUAACUAUAAUUUAUGGGGUCUUGUUCCCUUUCCUCCUUCAUAGGCUUCAUUGGGUUCUGUUUCAACUUUUGCCCUCCCCAAUGAAAAUUUGACCUUUAGCUCUUCUCUCUUUCUCUCCUGCUCCCACCCUAUUAUAAUGUUCACACAACACAAGUUUGCUUUGGAUUUACAACACUAGGAGGACUGAGGCAGUUGGUUGGUUAAGUGGAAAGGAAAGAUCGGGUGUAUAGAUUUCUUCUGUUGGGAAAUUCUGUUUCGCUUUAGAUUUGUUUCUUUGGCUAAGAACUUGUUGUGGUUGAAAUGGUGAAGCUUAGUUUGGGCAGGGUGCUAGACAGGUUUUGCCUUUCUUCUACUGGCUCAAGUUCUUGUUUCUGCAUGAACUCCAUGGAAAACGAAGACGAGUUUGAAAGAAGUCCAUUGGUAACCGGUGAGAAAGAUGAGUUUCUGAGACUGAAGGAUGUUGUUGCUGGAAAACAGACACUGGCGUUUCAAUUGAAGCCCAAGAUUGUGAUGUUAAGGGUCUCCAUGCACUGCAAUGGCUGUGCCAGAAAAGUCGAGAAACAUAUCUCAAAGAUUGAAGGAGUGACAUCGUACAAAGUAGACUUGGAAAGCAAGAUGGUGGUUGUGAUUGGAGAUGUUCUUCCUCACGAAGUGCUCGAGAGUGUCUCGAAGGUUAAAAAUGCAGAGAUUUGGAACUCCCCAUGCUGAUGGCCAUGAACAAUAUACACAUAUAUAAAUAAAUAAAUAAAUAAAUAAAUAUAUAAAUAUAUAUGUGUCCAUUGUCAUAAUGUACACUAUAUAAUAUACCGCCCGCAUUUUUCAGGCUCAGGCCUCUCUCUAUUCUAUAUCAUAUAUGCAAGUUCUUGUCAAUGGCUUGUCAUCUUUGAUUGUACGCUCACAUUGUAUAUUAUCAGUUUCAGAAGGGCUGAAGCCCCCACUUUGCCGUUCU